UUUCGGUCACAUUCCUUCAGAUCAACAGGUUCGAAAACAACUGCCUCCCCCACUGAAAACAAUUCGGAGUUCACCAAUAGUUGAUUUUCCAACUAAAAGAGAUACAACCUCUCCCCUCACAUUUGGAGAUUCCAACAACAGAAUGAAGUUAUUAGUUUACUGUUGGAUCUUCGUAGUCAUCCUUGUUAGUGUUCAAUGUCGUAAUCCAGUGAACAGUCUCCUCGGUAAACGUAUUCGACCAUUCAUUUCACCACACACUCAGUCGCAAUCGACGGCGAACGAAACGUCAACACAGCAACCCUUAGGUACAACCACCGAGGCUACUCCGACAACACAUUCCGCCAGAAGAGUAGACGCCGAGACGCUAACUCCUCUAGUCCAUCCCGGCACUCCUUCCGCCGUCAAAAUGAUUCCUGCUGUAGCGGUCACUACCAAUUUUUCGGCUAAUGGCGUUACAGUGAGCAGGAAUUCCAGCACCGUGGCUGUCAAAAGCAUCAAAGAAGACACACUUACACGUUCAACUUUAGAUGCUGUAUGGGGCAAAACAGAUAACGUUUCCUUUGCUAUUACCCAACCUGCGGCAAACAACCAGAAUCGUUUUGUGAUGGGUAAUAACGCCACUCGCUCUGCCAAUCCGUUCAAUGCAACUCAGUUGUCUCCCAAGCGCCCUCUUCGGUCACAAACCAUAAACCGCUAUCUUGCAAAAGCUAAAGAAAAGGCUCUUGGCAGUAGCACGGUUUCACCAAUACCCGAAAAACUGACCCACGUCAUCGUAAAGCGUCAUUUCAUCCCGUUGAUGUCAUUGGACGAUUUCGUUCUCGAUACUGACGAUGCAUAGAAAAUUCUUCCAGUCCCAAAAUAAUUUUACAGUGCCUCCUUUGUUCUCUGUAUGUAGCCAAAUAAAAUUUGACAACACUG
Molecule: messenger RNA, 918 nt
Organism: Daphnia magna
Lineage: Eukaryota; Metazoa; Arthropoda; Branchiopoda; Diplostraca; Daphniidae
Exons: 1
Coding region: 143-838 (231 amino acids)
Source: RefSeq, a predicted model, not a curated record